AAGGUGUAGCCUUGUCUUGGUGUCUUGGGUAGGGGUCGCGGGGGAUGAGGGAACGGUACCUGUGCAGGGAGGGUUGCUGCAGACAGAGCUACGGAAGGGAACAAGUCUGGGCCCGUGUGUAUGCUAAAGAACCAGAGUACGACUGAAAGAGAGUUGGAAGGGAGGGAGCCGCCCUCCCCUGGUGCCAAAGCUGGCAAGGGGGAAACGGAAAAUUCUCUGCCAGCCUGUGUAUCUAGUAUAAUGGGUGCUUCCUACUGCUCAGUUAGUGAACAGCCCCUGGGAGCAAGGGGAGGCGUUAAAGAAAAACAGGUGAACAGUAGAUACUGAACUGCAUCUGGCUCUGGGCUCGAGCAUGCGACAUGGAGCGGAGUAAAAGAUUAAGUGCUAAUAAACAGAUUUUCAAGUGGGCAGAAGAUUUGCAUUGGUAGGCAUGAAGGUGUGCAAGUAAUGUGCACAUCUGGUGCAUCUGAGAGGUACCACGUGGGUGUUGUCCACUGAGAAGAAUUUAGAUAGUUCCAUGCCAGAGAAAGCUUCUCAGAGAUAUGCGUCUGUAUUUUACAGAAUCAGAGACAGGACUGAGAUAAAGGGACUACAUAAGAGGAAGCAGUGAAUCCUUGUUGAAGCAUCAGACAGCAGGAGCUGUUUGAAGUGGACUUGAUGCUUGUGAAUUGUGGAGGCUGACAACCUUUCUUUCCCAAGGAAGUGCUGCCUUAGUAUCAGAAAGUUUCAGGAGCUGCUGGCCAGACACUGCUGGAUGCUAACAGGGGAAAGCUGCCUCGGAGACAAGUGGCCAGAGAUGUUUGGACACAUCGUCAUGUUGUAUCUGCAAGCCCUUAGUUAAGGGGAAGUUACCUGGAGUGGACUGGCAUCUGAGUGAGUGUUCUUGCUUCAUGAGGCUUCACGUUUGAGCCCAGGCUGGUAAGUGCUCAGAUUCUUGUGGGUUAGAGGAAUUACAGUGGUUCGAGCUUGGGAGAUCUGCGUGUGUGUGGCAGGAGUUGACAGAGAAGUCCCUCAGAUCACCUGGUGAAUGGGGUGCUGAUAAACUUGCUUCUAGCCAGGAUUUCAGCAUUCCUCUUUGGAGAGGAGAAGCGUCUUCCUGGAAGGGCAGACUUAGCUGUUUUGUUUGGGGAUACAGUGGAAUGUACAUUCGGUAUGCUGGAUGUUAUUUAUUUUUUUAAAGUAUCAGAGAUCCCUUCACCUACUUCAGUGCUUUUAGGAGAAGAGACCUUGAGGGAAUGACUGCAGCAAAGGUGAGUUUUACAGGGUUUUGACAGAGAAGCUUUACAGGUUAGUUCUUAGAAGUUGCUUAUGUCUGUGGAAAGGACAUAAGAAGCUUUUGUGAACCUGUGUUUUUCAGCAGGGUGGAAGACAGCUUGCAAAUGUUCCUGUGAGGCGUAAAGCCUGCUGUGGCUUGGAGCCCUGCUGUGCUACUUGCAGACACAGAACACAUGCCAGUCCUCUCAGGGGGCUCAGUCUAGGUGUUGAAGAAGACACGGCGAGGCAAGAGCAGAUGAGAACUGGAGAGGAUUCUUGGGGCUCCAUUUAGACACUUGACUUGUAAAACUUCACAGGCCGAAAUGCAAAGCAGGCGAAGUCUGUCGGGUCACUGACCUGGUGGUACCCACUGGUCUAUAGGGAGGGUCACAAUGGCCUGAAAGGAGCACAGGUGGGAGUCAAAUGGUCUUGCCUGUAGAAGAGGGCAGGGGGUGGUCUGAGUUGAGGCGGGUCCUGCACUUGGAGCGCUGCACUUCAGGCAUUGAGGACUGCAGAGAUGCUAGUCUGUGAUCAGUGUUAGGAUCCAGUAAGGGAAAGGGGUAUAAGAAGUGGGCACUUAUCCCAAAUAUAGAUGGACCACGAAUAAAGUAUGUGUUGUGGUCAGGGGGAAAUCUGGUAUCAGGCCCUGCAGGGAGUGCUUGGCAUCUCUGAGGCUUCUUGACCCUGCCUGGGGAAGUUUCUCUGCCCUCCACUGCAGUCUCGAGGUGGUAGGAGGAAGAAGAUUCUUCUAUGCCUACAGAUACCUGCUUUCCUUCUGCCCCAUUUUUGCUCCUGUACUGCACCUGCCCGUAAGGAAUCCUCCUGCCCCUCACGACUAGGAUGAAGGGGCAGCAACUAAUAUGGUCUUUUUCUUAGCAGUACUGCUACAUAUUGCAACAUCUGACGUUGGGUCCCAACAUUAGUGGCGUUGCUCCCUCAUUUGACGCCAUCUGUGACUUUGGGGUCUUCUCUCUGUUUUCUGGCAGAAUGAGCAGUUCUAAAGGUGUAGUACCUCCUUCUGACAAGCCUCCGGGGCUCUGCCCCACUUAGGUUCCAGUGUAAGCUAAAAACUUGUGGGGUUUAAGCAGUUUAAUGACUGGAGUCUCCUCCCACGUAGUCCCUGUUGACAGUGACAGCACAUGAUCAAUACCUCCUGCCCCAGCCGUCACUGCUGCCUGUAAGGCUUGUAGUUUCCAUAUUGGAAAAGGCCUUUCCUAAAGAGCCUAAUCAAUAUGCUGCUCUGAGGCCUGUUCUCGUUUGCUAUAUAUAAUCUGGACACACACAAACUACGUGAGUGAGCAUGUGCAGAGGGGGGGAGAGGAUGUGCCAGCCCUCUGCUCUCACCGGCUGGGAGAAGGGCACAGCUAUCUCUUACUCCGCUCCCCUCUCCUGCAGCUGCUGCUCAAGGCCUGUGGCCACCUCCUUCCCUUACUCUAUUAGUACCCUGCAUGGCGACCUGCCCUAGGACUUCAGGGGAGCUGAUUUCCUGCUGGGUAGCUUCUGGGGUUUGAUGGAGCACCUGCGACUCUCUCCUCUGUGCCCUUUCUGCUGUUGGUAGGUAACCUGCUGUCGGAGCCACAUAGGUGGGAGGAUGUCAAGCACAGCUCCGUCCAAGAAGCCUUACCGCAAGGCACCCCCGCAGCAUCGCGAGAUCCGCCACGAUGUACCCAUCCUUCGUGACGACCAGGAUGGUGUGAUCUUGGCUGAGCAGAGUCAGGAUUCCUUGACGGAUGCAGAAAGGAUGAAGCUACUGCAGCAUGAGAAUGAGGAACUGCGCCGACGGCUGACCUAUGUGACUAACAAAAUGGAGGCGAUGGAGAGGGAGCUGGAGUCGGGUCAGGACUACCUGGAGAUGGAGCUGGGCCAGAACCGUGAGGAGCUGGAGAAAUUCAAGGACAAAUUCCGUAGGUUGCAAAACAGCUACACUGCUUCCCAGAGAACCAACCAAGACCUGGAGGAGAAGCUGCAUGCCUUGGCCUCUCUCAGCCAAAGCUGGAUUUUUGCAAUAAAAAAGGCAGAGAUGGACCGCAAGACGCUGGACUGGGAGAUUGUAGAGCUCACUAAUAAGCUGCUCGAUGCCAAAACCACCAUCAAUAAGCUGGAGGAGCUCAAUGUAAGUGAGCGGUAUCGGCAGGACUGUAACCUUGCAGUACAGCUGCUCAAGUGUAACAAGUCCCACUUCAGGAACCACAAGUUUGCUGAUCUUCCCUAUGAGCUGCAGGACAUGGUCAAUAAGCAUUUGCACAGCACUCAGGAGUCUGCAGGCCCUGGUCAAGAGGCAGCCCACACCUUGGCCCCAUCUGAUGUUGUGCCCACCUCAGUCAUUGCCAGAGUCUUGGAGAAACCAGAAUCUCUGGUUCUGAAUUCAGCCAAGUCUAGCAGUGGCAGCUGUCCCAUGGCUGAGGAUGUCUUUGUGCACGUCGACAUGAGUGGAGCCGCUCCUGAUGCCUGCAGCAGUGUGGGGCCGAUGGGGAAAGAAGGAGGCGAUAUGGGCAAGCAGCAGAACGGUGGCUGCAAGCCACAGAGCAGCAUGGAGAGCGUGCCAGAGGAGGUGCCUGCCUUUGAGAAGCUAAGCCCGUACCCUACACCCUCCCCUCCCCAUCCUAUGUUCCCUGGGCGCAAAGUGAUUGAAUUCUCCGAGGACAAAGUAAGGAUCCCAAAGAACAGCCCCCUGCCCAACUGUACAUAUGCUACACGCCAGGCUAUCUCCCUCAGCCUGGUGCAGAGCGAAGAUGAGAGCUGCGAUAGGCACCGGACGCUCCCCAGCAGCCCUGCUUCCGAAGGGCAUCGUUCAGCCUCCAGCUGUUCCUGUCAGCAGUCCCCCAAAGUGGCCAGGGCUCACGGCUCUUCCCAGAGCAGCCCGUUCAGCAGCCCACCCCAAAUUCCCAGCGCCUUUGCCAGCUCUGCCAGCUCUGAAGAGGACCUGCUGGCCAACUGGCAGCGCAUGUUUGUGGACAAGGCACCCCCCACCUCGGAGCGUGUGCUGAUGAACCGUACGGCCUUCAGCCGUGACACGGCCCCUGAGCUGCAGAAGAGGUUCAGCCGCUCCAUGCAGGAGUUGGGCAGGGCAGCCUCGGCUUACUCGGAUGGCGAGGAGUCUGCGCAGAGCUGCAGCUGGACAGUGAGCCGGGACUCAAGCAUGGACACAGACAGCACUGAGUCCAGGGCCCGGAGGAGCCAUUUUUCCUCAGACUAUGGUACUGAUUUCUCCCAGGAUGAAGCCCAGAAGUUGCUGCAGGGAAAUGGUGGAGGCACUGCUGAGCCUGGCAGCCCCCUACCAGAGAAGCACAAGGACUAUGUGGACCUUGGCCUGCCUGAGAGCCCUGCUGAGGAGAGAGAAACGUUGCUCCAGGGAAGCAAGGAGAGCAACCACGGAUGUGCCCAAGAGGAGAGCGGAGAAGGCAGGGUCAAGCUUCCUGCCAGUCGGCCACACCGCAGCCCCAAGAGGAUGGGGGUCCAUCACUUGCAUCGCAAGGACAGUCUGACGCAAGCCCAGGAGCAGGGGAACCUUCUCAGCUGAGGCAGGGGAAGACACAGCCACAUGCUGCAGAGCUGUGGGAUGCAUCCAUCUCCCCGCCUCUUGAGGGAGCAACCUCCCUCAGCACCCUCCUACCUAGGGGGACUCCGGGCUCUGCUCUGGAAUUUUUAUUUAUUCUUUUUUGAUACAUGGAAGAGCUGGCGUCCUCCUUCCCCAGCACCUCAGACCCACAGUACUAGCACACGCAGUGUGCAGAAGCACACCCACUGCCCUGGCACACUCACAGCUCUGUUCACAGCCUCACACUGGUGCCUGUACCUGACCUCGCUCUUGGUACCCCCUUGUCCUGGUGCCUGUGCCUCCUUGUGCUCUGAUCUUUCCUUUCUCCCUUCCCACUCAGGUACCUAAGGCCCUGGACUCUCUUUUAUGCUGGUGCCCGCAGCUGCUCUGUUCUCUUUUAACUUGUGCCAACAGGGCAGAGUGCCUGUGCGGUGGUGUCUGAUUCCCUGGGAGCCCCCAGGGGCCAUGAGCGAGGCAUGAGGACUCUGCCCCUGGAUGGCUUGGGCCCCGGGGAUGCGCGGGGUUUGCUGGUGUCUUAAUUUCCUGCUGGGUUUUGUUUUCUCCAGCUGCCCUCUGAGCAGGUGAUGCUGAAGGGUGGUUCUCCAGAAUCUGCCUCUGCAGGUCCCUCUGCCCGGCUCACGUGCUGGGCUCAGCACUCAGCCCCCGCAGGGGCAACGCGCAGAUCCCUGUGCUGUGGCGUUGGGAACUGGUGCUAUCUCCACUGAGGUGGUUUGGGGAGGCCGGCCUGCACCCUUCCUGGGGUAGAAACGUCACCUGUUGGGUGCUGGGGUUUGUGUUUGCCUGCCUCCUCCCUCACACCUCUUCCCCCGUUCUCCAUGCUGUUGUUUUGUUUGAAUGGUGCUGAUUCUUUGCUCUUGGGUGGGCUGCUUUCUUCUUUCCAAACCUUUGGUUUUGGGGUGUAUUUUUUUUGUUCUGUUUUGUUUUCCCCGCCCUGCAUAAACAGGCACAGCGGUUGGCAGCCAGUCUGUUGCCUGUGUUCAGGGUGUGUUGAGGAGGAUGUGCUCUGAGCUGCGCUCCCUCUGAUCCUGGCUUCCAGCCUGCAGCAAAUCCCUCCAGACUCGGGAAUAAGAUUUCACCCCAGGUGAGCAAGGAGUGAAGGACACUGCUGGGCUUUUCUGGGCAGGGCUCCCUGCGGGGCUGGCAGGGGAGCGAGGGCAAAGUGCUGAGGAGCUGCUCCCUGCAGACGCACUACCUCACGGCUCGGCAGCAGCCCUUUGCCUGGGUCUCUUUACAUGUCCCCAU
Struthio camelus australis is the source of this 6055-nucleotide messenger RNA. The record is from RefSeq and is a predicted model, not a curated record. Lineage: Eukaryota; Metazoa; Chordata; Aves; Struthioniformes; Struthionidae.